This is a messenger RNA of Uncinocarpus reesii 1704, 7794 nucleotides long. RefSeq lists its product as uncharacterized. Bases 1 to 7794 code for a protein of 2597 amino acids. Gene Ontology annotation, molecular function: fatty acid synthase activity; oxidoreductase activity; phosphopantetheine binding. NCBI's taxonomy places the organism in Eukaryota, Fungi, Ascomycota, Eurotiomycetes, Onygenales, Onygenaceae. Gene Ontology annotation, biological process: secondary metabolite biosynthetic process; fatty acid biosynthetic process. The transcript is spliced from 12 exons. The record is from RefSeq and is a predicted model, not a curated record.
AUGGUUGGUAGUAAUGGUAAAAACAAUGGAAUCACUCUCCCAAGUGCAGCCGCACAAGAACUUGCCAUCCGCACAGCCUACGAGCACUCAGGCCCUCUCAAUUAUGAAUCGGUGGCAUAUGUUGAGUGUCACGGUACGGGUACCCCGACAGGAGACCCCAUUGAGACCACGGCGAUAGCAAAUGUGUUUGCUUCAGGUCGCGAUUGGCACAAUCCACCAUACAUAGGAUCCACGAAGCCUCAGGUCGGGCAUGGUGAGGCAGGUUCUGCUCUUACUAGUGUUAUUAAGGUUGUUCUUUCAAUGGAAAAUGGUAUCAUUCCAGGGACUAUUGGCAUUCAGAAGCUCAACCCCAAAUUGGACUUGAGAGGGAGCAGACUUUCCGUUGUGAAUAAGAACAUACCAUGGCCAGCGGAUAGAGCAAAGCGGGCUUCAGUCAACUCGACAGGUUACGGUGGUGCCAAUGGCCACGUAGUCCUGGAGAGCUUGGACGAAUAUCUGAAGGAUAUUGACUUGAAGCGUCUCCCCUCACGACUAACAUUCGACCCACACAGCUCAAUCUUACAAGACUUGUUCCUACUUCCAGUUUGCGCCCAUGAUGAAUACUCACUCACUAAAAAUGUGGAAAAUAUACUCCAGGUGGUGGAGAAAAGUACCUAUGACAUUCACGAACUGCUCUACACCAUGACACAACGUCGGAGUAAAUUCGCUCAUCGCGCCGUUUUGCCUAUUACUAUAUCUGACAACACGCCUGUAACGGUUGGAGAACCACUAACCGGGAGGGCAAACCUCAGUGUCCCCACCGUCGCAUUUGUUUUCACCGGGCAAGGCGCACAGUGGGCUGGGAUGGGGAGAGAACUGUUGAGUCAGUAUCCAUCAGUCAGGGGCACUUUUCGGAAGCUAAACAACGCUCUCUCCCAACUAAACGAAGCCCCUUCAUGGACUAUUCAGGCUGAAGAUGCAAUAAUUGCUGCCUAUCUUCGAGGUUUGCAUGCCACUCUUACGCAAGAACCUGGCGCAAUGAUGGCAGUUGCUAUGGGAGCGGCGGAUGCGGAGAAGUUCCUCGCUGAGCAAGGAAUUGUACCUGAAGAUGCUGUUGUUGCUUGCAUCAAUUCGCCAGAAAGUAUCACUCUGAGUGGGAAUCCCAAUGCUAUUGAUACCAUUCAGGGUGUUUUAAGAUCGCGUUCUAUUCUAUCGAAGAAGCUUUCCACCGGCGGUAAAGCGUAUCAUUCAUUACGCAUGAAGGAGGUUGGUUCAGGCUACGGCGAGGCUGUUCUGCGUGCUACAACACAGCCACAGAUGACCAACGGCGUCAAGUCACAAACCUCUACUAAUGGGAUCAAAAACCACGGUGGCCUGAACGGUCAUUCAAAUGGUGUUAAUGGGGCUGCAAAAAGUUCCUCGGCCUUAUCAAGAAUGAAAGCGCAGAAAACAACAAGCGCUUCGCCUGUCAUGAUCUCAUCAGUAACCCUACAGGCACUGAAAGCAACCGAUAUCGAUGGUAACUAUUGGCAAAAGAAUCUGGAAUCCCCUGUCCUUUUUAAUCCUGCUAUGAAGAGCCUGCUAGGCUUGAAAUUCGGCCCGGAAGAUCGUCAUGUGGAUUGUUUGAUCGAAAUAGGGAGAAAUCAUAAUGCUGAGGAAGACAUGAUGAAACUCGCAACUAGUAUUUUCAUUAAGGGAUAUCCUAUUAACAUGCUCCAUGUUAACGGCCAAAACUCUUAUCGCCCAGCAAAACCACUUGUUGGUCUUCCCAUGUACCCAUGGAAUCAUACGACACCGCAACCACUGUUACUCAACCGUAUUACGAAAGAUUAUAAGUUUGCUACGCAUCCAAGGCAUGAUUUAAUCGGGAGUAGGUUGCCCGGAGGGAACCGUAUGGAGCCAAUUUGGAGGAACAAUCUUCGCCUGAAAGACGUACCUUGGAUUCAGGACCAUGUGAUUGGAAAUACAGUCAUCGUUCCCGGAGCGGCCUACAUAGCCAUGGCAGUUGAAGCUGCCGCUCAGUUUGCCGAAGACGACGAGCUCGGUGGCCCAUCUUUCGAUUUCAACGACGCCAGGUUUCAUCUCCACACCGUUGCGGUUAAAUCGGCCCUUGUUAUACCCGCAAGUGGAACAGCAGAUAUUAUGAUAAACCUCAAGCCCACCGACGCAUCUGCAACACAUAACCGAUUCGACUUCAAGAUUUGCUCCGUUACAGAUAGCCGAUGGACCGAACACGCAGAAGGUUCUAUUUCGUACGAACUGACUCGUGGAACGAGAGCAAUAGCAUCCAACUUCGCCGGUGAAACAGAAGAACCUAUUUUCCAGGAAAAAAUAGGCAAAGAUGCUUGGUAUGAUAGGCUAAAGUAUCGCGGUUUCGACUUCGGGCCAUACUUCCGCGUGAUCGAUGAAAUUGAGGUUUUGCCAUACCAGUCCCGCGCUCGCGCCAAAGCGCCAAUUCUCUUGACAAGGGACAAAGAUACUCCUUUCGAAUCUCGAUAUGCUAUCCAUCCUUUGACUAUUGAUGCGGUGUUGCAGGGCCGCGUUGUCGCUGUUUACGAUAGCCGCGCGGAGAAAGAGGAAGCAACUCAGAUCCCUGUUUUUGUCGAAGACAUGGUCAUCAACCCUGCCUCAUGGGCCAAAAACCAGACCGGUAUCAUUGACAGUGUUGCUUGGACUGAAGGGGCACGUACAGGUGGUUCCCACUCAACCUUGACAACGGAAGACGGGGUUGAAAUUAUUUCGACCAAACGUGUCAAAUGGCGGCAGUUUGAAAACCAAGGCAGCCAAGAAAAGAUGACCGUCUCUUUAGCCCGCGAACCGUAUUACAGACUACACUGGAAGCCUGACGUUGACUUCCUCGAUUCAGAGAAAGCGACUCGCUUGUAUCAUAGCGACUUUCAAUCUCCUUCUGGAGCUGCAUAUCUAGACGAAGUGUUCCAUAUACGAACCAGGCUUGAGACCGUUACUGUUUUGUACAUUUGCGAAGCUCUAGCGCAUGUCAAAAAGGAAGAGCUACCCACCGAUCCGUCUCUUCGUUGGGUGCACGGCUACUAUAACUGGUUGACAUAUGUCCGUGACCAAGCCGCAAAUGGCCGGAUGGUCCUUUGCGAUAGCGAUGCGACACAGCUAAGCGCAGAUCAGCGUGUAUCUCGAAUUGAACAACUGCUUUCUGAACUUCCUGGCGAUUUCCCACAAUUGGAGUAUAACGCAAUUAUUAGAAAGAACAUGGCUGGGAUCUUGAAUGGAUCAGUGUCUGGAGUGGACUUAGCUGUCAAAGCGGAAAUACUUGCUCGGGUUUAUGCAGACGGAUCAAUUCAUGACGCAGCACGGAAGAACCUCGCAUCCGUCGUCGACAUACUAGCUCACAAAAACCCUACUAUGAGAGUUCUUGAGGUAGGGGCAGGAACAGGUAGCUGUACGAGUGUUGCUUUGGAAGUUUUGAACACUUAUGAUAAACUAACGGGCCACGCAAAACGCUACACGGAUUAUACCUUCACCGAUAUUUCGCCAUCGUUCUUUGAGAAAGCAGAGGAACUCUUCGGGGAGUACCCUGCUUUGAUUUUCAAAACGUUUGACCUUGAACACGAUCCAGCAAAUCAAGGCUUCAAUUAUGGGGAAUACGACCUUAUUCUCGCAUCGAACGUGAUUCAUGCCCCUGGAAAUACAGACCGACUGCUCAAAAACUGCAGAAAGCUACUUAAGCCAGGCGGAAAGGUGGUGAUGUUGGAAAUCACUCAAACAGAGAGUCUCACUCCCGUACAAUUUGCAUUUGGAACCCUUCCAAGUUUCUGGGGUUGCCUUGAGGAUGCCGACGGUGAUCGUGCUCUCGGGCCUUUCAGAACUCUGCCAUCAUGGGAGGGACAGCUUCUUAAGUCAGGUUUUAGCGGUCUAGAUUUGAUCUUGAGAGAUUUCCCAGAUCCGUUGGCGCUCGAGAGCAUUAUGGUGUCGACUGCCGUUGAAGAGUCCACUGUUGUUAAGGCUUCGGUCCCUGCGCUUGAUCCGGUGGUCAUAGUUCACUCUGCAGCCCAGAAUGAACUCGCCAUAGCCGUGGCACGAAUUAUCGGGGAAUCUGGAACGAAGGUUUCUCAUUGUUCGCUAACAGAGCUACCAGGCCUUGCCGCCAAUGGACAGCUACACACAUACAUUGUCCUCGAGGAACUUGAAAGUCCAGUUUUGAUGGAUAUGAAACCCCAACAGUUCGAUGGCCUGCAAAAACUGGUACAUACAGCUGCUGUUAUCCUCUGGGUUACCGGUGGUGAUCUUAUGGUCGGCGGAAAUCCAGCUUUGGCAAUGGCGCACGGGAUCAACACUACCCUCAUGAACGAAAACUCAGCGAAGAAUCUUAGAUUCGCCGUUUUCGACUUAGACAAGACGGUCUCGUCGGAGAUUCUUAGUAUCGCUAAUCACAUUGUGGAUAUUACCUCGAAAGUCUGCAAAGCUGCCUCAAGAGAGGAAUGUGAGACAGACUUUAUGCUAAAGGAUGGAGUAAUCUACGUUAGUCGUGUUGUCCCUGAUAUGCAAUUGAACGAGGAGUUCAUGCUGGACUCUGGAGACGGCCGCGUGGACCAGGAUUUUCCCACUUGUGGCAACGUCCUGCUGGCCCUUGAAACCCCCGGUCUCCUGGAUACGAUUUACUUCCAAGAAACCGUAUCGUGCGCGACUGAACUUGGGGCCGAUGAAAUUGAGAUUGAAACCAAAGCUGUGGGGCUCAACAUGAAGGACUACGUUAUUGCAAUGGGCAAUUUCGAGAGCGUCAAAUCUAGCAAUGAAUCGACAGGUAUCGUUUCCCGCGUUGGAGCUAACGUUAACGGAUUUGUAGCUGGGGAUAAGGUUAUAUGCCUUGAACGUGGCUAUUAUGAUACCUUUUUGAGAAGCCCGGCGAACAAAUGCUUAAAACUGAGCGAUGAUGAGGACUUGGAACAAAUGGCGACAGUGGGAAUCGCGCAUGGCACUGCACUUUAUGCGUUGAAAUAUCUGGCGCAGCUCGAGCCCGAGGAAUCCGUACUUAUCCAAGCCGCCACUGGUGGUUUGGGUCUAGCCGCUAUACAAGGCGUUGACGUGGUGCUUUCGACAAUAUCUGGCCCAGGUUUCCACGAGAGUUUGAGCUGUCUGGCGCCAUGUGGACGACUGAUCGAUGUCGGCAGAGGCAACGUCUUGGACAAAGGCAAAAUGGCGCUUCAUGUCUUCGAUAAAAUGAAGCCAAUCAAGAUAGAUAAGGCUUUCCACAUCACCGAGAUGGAAAGCGCUUUGCGAUAUUUCGGCCAGGGUCAACAUAUCGGAAAAGUCGUCCUUACAUACGGCCCAACUGAGAACAAAGUUAAGCUCAAGGGAGUCCUGAAGCCAAAGGGAAUCAACGCCAAUAACAGCUAUCUGCUAGCUGGCUGUCAUGGAGGACUGGGCCACAGCAUGGCUGAUUCAUUGAUCCGUCAUGGCGCUCGGAACCUCGUUUUCCUUUCCCGCUCGAGUGAACAGAAGCGGGAAAUCGCUUCCUUUGUGGCGCGGGCGAGGGAACAGGGCGUCAAUGUUGUGACAAUACAAGGAGAUGUGACGAAGGUUGCUGAUGUGGAGAGGGCAGUUAGGCAAGCAGUGUGCAUGGGGCCGCUCAAGGGUGUCGUCCAUGCCGCCAUGGUUUUGCAGGAUGCAUUCUUUGAUACAAUGAACUUGGAAAAAUUCAACAUCGCCGUCCGGCCCAAGGUUUUUGGCGCGCUAAAUUUGCAUAACGCUACUAUUGAAGCUGACGCCGACCUUGAUUUCUUUUUUAUGACAAGUUCUACAGUGACUUAUGUGGGACACAUCUCUCAAUCCAACUACGCCGCUGCCAACGCAGUGCUGGAUAAUUUAGCCCGAAAGCGGCGUGAGAUGGGCCUUCCUGCGACAACCAUUUCACUAGGCCCGAUCAAGGGGGUUGGAACCUUGAAUAGAAAACCGGAAUACGCUGAGAAUCUGCUGCGCUCUGGGUUAAUCGAAGCCCCUGAGUCAGAAUUCAUUUAUCAUUUCGAGAGACUAAUCAAAGAGCAGCCGGAUUCGAAACACUUCGACAGAAACACUCAAGCACACAUUCUUACAGGUGUGGAAUAUACAAAACAUGACCUGAGCAUGGUCCAAGUCAGCAGAAUUGAACAGGAUCGCCGUUCCGCUCUCUUGGUUACCACCCUAGCCGCCCGAAAAGCUGCAGUUGGUGACGGUAAUGCGGCGGCGGACACAAACGGGGACGAAAUCCCCGAGAUCCCAGAAGAUCGAAACAAAGCUAUUAUUGUUCUUGCCGAUGCGGUUGCUCGAAGACUCGCCAAGCUGCUUUUUAUUUCAUCUGAUGAUAUCGACAUCACACGCCCGCUCUCACACUUCGGUAUCGAUAGCAUGUCUGGUAGUGAAAUGAUUCAUUGGCUUAGGCAAAAGUUCUCCGUGGGAAUGUCCUUUUUGGAGAUGUUAGAUCCAGGAUGUACGUCGAAACACCUAGCUGGCGUCAUUUACGAUACGGCCCAAAAGGCAAAGACGGCCGCCGUGCCCGUAACGAAUGGGGUCAACGGGACCUCGCACGCUACUUCAAAUGGUGUCAAUGGUCAUACACCCUCAGAGAAGCCCCAAGCUGCAAGUGAGGAAUAUGUUAAUCUAUUAGGCUCCCACAUGGAGGAGUUCUCCAAAACCUUAAAGAAAGCUGUCUCUGGGCCGAAACCAGUGGCCAACUCUUAUGUUUGUUCUGUCAUAGAUAAAGCAGGUACCCAGCUUUACUCACAAGCAGAGGGCUUUAUUUCACAUGAUUCGUCGAAGGAAGUCGGGUUCGACUCAGUAUACUGGAUUGCAUCAAUGACGAAAUUAAUAACAACAGUUGCUUUCAUGAUUUGCGUGGAGCGAGGACAAGUCGCCCUAGAUGACGAUGUUCUCCCUAUCUUGCCUGAUUUGUGUUUGCUCCCAGUCCUAGACGGCGUGGAUAACGUUGGGAGGUAUCGAGUCAAGAAGCGAACCAAGCCGAUUACCUUCAGAUCCCUUCUUACCCAUCAGAGUGGCUGCGGUUAUCACUCGAGCCCACGGUUGACAAAGUGGGCAAAGGAAAACGACCGAAAAGAGAGUGUAUUUGAUAAUGACUUUGAGGUCAUGAAAAGCUUUCCGCUUAUGUUCGAGCCUGAAGAAGGUUGGAUGUAUGGAUCGGGUGUCGAUUGGGCAGGAGAAGCAAUAGCACGUCUGAACAACACAACACUUGAAGAGUUCAUGCAAACCAACAUUUGGGAGCCUCUAGGUAUGACAUCUACAACCUUCCAUCCAGACAAACACCCUGGUAUGCUCGAAUCCAAAGUUACAAUGUACGACCGGGACGAGGCGACCGGCGCUCUCAUUCCGGGUAUCGCUAUGUCCAGAAUCCCAGCAGUGCAUGAAUGCGGCGGACAUGGAUUGUGGUCAACCCCACGCGAUUGGACGAAAUUCAUCAGCAUGCUACUUGCAGACGGAGGCCCAAUUUUGCAGAAAAGCAGUGUGGAUGAAAUUUUCAAGCCGCAACCUGUCGUUUCUGGGGAAUUGCAGGAGCUGCUUUCUGGCCCACUUCGACCGUUCCUUCGCGCAACUGUUGAUGAACAUGCGGGUAGGAUUGAGAUUGCCUUGGGCGGCCCUCUGUAUGUCGACCCUAUACCUGGCAAGCGAUCCGCUGGCACGCUGCAGUGGUCAGGUAGACCCAAUCUUUUCUGGUGGAUUGAUCGCAGCAAAGGAGUUGCUGCAACAACGUUUACACAAACAAUUUCGCAAGCAGAUCCACGUUUCGAGGAGUUGACCAGCACUUUUGAGAAGGCUGUUUACGCUGAUUUUGGGGGAUUCUUACUGAAUUAG